Stylonychia lemnae is the source of this 1803-nucleotide messenger RNA. The record is from the annotation of a GenBank genome assembly. Lineage: Eukaryota; Ciliophora; Spirotrichea; Sporadotrichida; Oxytrichidae.
AUGUAACUUUCAAUUGACCCUAUAUUUGAGAAAAUCGACAACCCAAGUCUCAAUUCUAUUAGACUUGAUAAGAAAUACUCUGUGCUUUCAUUAGAUGGAGGCGGUGUUAAAGGAUUAAUGACUUGCAGAGUUCUUGAAAAAAUUGAGCAAGAAUUCAGACUGAGCACUGGCAACCGUAAUUUCAAGAUUAUUGAUGCUUUUGAUUGCGUCAUUGGGACCUCUGUCGGAGGUCUAAUUGCAGUCGCUUUAGUCGCUGGCUAUAGUGCCAAGAAACUUGCUCACGCCAUGUCUAGAAUGAUGCCUCAUAUCUUCUAAGAUGAGUUUGACAUUACAGAUAUUCUCGAUAACUUCAAUGAUAAAGUACUCAAAAUCCCAAUUCAGAGCAAACAGCUGAUCACAGUGGGUUAUAAUGAACAAGGUCUUGAGGAGCAACUGAGAAAAUAUUUAUUCUCAGAAAAUCCAGAUGACUUUGUAUAUGGAGAUCCAAAAUCAUCAUCUAUACUUAGAGGUCUUGGAGACAAGGCUACUUUGUAAGAUCUGAAAGAAAGAAAUCCCAGAGUCAGACUUUUACUUACUGCAGUCAAUGUUCAUCAAGAUGAGAUCAAUGGCCCAAUGUACUCCCCAAGAAUUUUCGAUACUGAGAACCCAGAUGAUCUUAGCAAAACUAUCCUUUCAGUGUCUAGAGCAACAUCGGCUGCUCCUACAUUCUUCAAGCCCUCUGAGGUAUUUGAUAAAAUUCCAGUGACACUCGCUAACCUCAGACCCCUAUAAGAAGGAUUAACUGAAAAAGAAAAGAAAUAAGUCCCCGAGUAAAAAAAUAGAGUGUUUGUUGAUGGAGGACUCUUCGCUAAUAAUCCAGCUUCAUGGGGACUUCUACUUGCUUCAACUAAAGUUAAGAUUGAAAAUAUUAGAAUGCUCUCAAUCGGUACUAGCUACCCCAAAUUAGAGACAAAUACACCUCAUGGGUGCUGUGAUGACGCAGGUAACAUUCUCGAUGUCAAAAGAUACUUAAGAUCAGCCCUCGAUAAGGUACUUGAAUUGAUACAUGUCAAAGAAGAUGGCAAGGUCAAGACUGGUCUACUUUCAGGAAGCCUUUAAGCUUUGAACAUGGUUGCUCUUGACUUGUAAAAGACCUCUGAAUAAAUACUUGAUCUCUUCAAACCAAUCAUGGGUGGACAAUACUUUAGAUUUAAUCCACCUACCCCUAACGAAAUAGGUAUUGACAACCCUGAAAAAAGAGGUUUAAUGAAUCACUCAGUUGAGCAAUAUUUUGAAGGUGCUGACGUCAGAAAAAGAACUAAGCAAGCAGUUGAAUGCUUGCUUAAAGAAGAGGACUAUCAAGUAAAGGUAGUUGCUUAAUUAAGAAGUGCUCUAUCUCUUCUGGAAUAUGCUAAUCAUUUAGACUAAAAACCCUCUGAUGAGGUCAUAUAAGAAUAAGCAGCAUUUGCAAGACUUAUUCAAUAGCAAUUUGCUAGUGUCAAAGUCUCAAAGGAUUAAGUUUAAAAGGCUGCUGAUUAAGUGAAGCAUGAAUUCUCUCUUUAUACCGAUGAUGUUUGUGAUCAUCUGGAGGUGAAAGAAGAAGAAGAUGGGCCUUCUACCUAAUCUUCUUCUAAUUAGAGCAGUGAUACUGUCUAAUAGGAGGAAGAGAAGAAGGAUUAGCAAUCAGACUCAUCAAAGGCUGGCUAAUAAAAGCAACCGCAACAGAAGAAUCAGUAGAAUUCAACUGAGACAAAAGAUUAAGAAGUGAAGCCAAAAGAACAACAAUAACAGCAACAAGAAUAAUAAAAUUAAAGUAGUUAAUGA